GCUGAUUUACAUCCACUUUCAACAUCCAUACACACCAACACCACGAUGAGGCCAUGCCUCGGAAGAUACCCAUACAAAGUAUCCUGCCACAGAUCAACAGCCAUAUAUCCACUAGGCAUAUCGCCUCUUGUGCCCGGCUACGUCGACAAAGACAAUUAGACUACCUCGCACCCUUCCGACGUCCUGCCAAUCCCCCGUAUUCACCGCUUAAUGACAAGCUUCGAAAUGUCUUGCAAACGCAUGGGCACCCCGCAGCAUCCCCAGCGGGCGAUGUCCCAUAUGAAACAGCGUCGACUGCUCCUGUAGCAACUUCACUACAAGAAGUGCCGGCCCAUGAGGAAGCGAGUCGAGUCGUAGACCCUCUUCCUGCCAUGAAGGAUGCUUCUGCGGCAAAGGAAGAGCACGCUAAAGAAAAAAUGAAAGCAAGAACUAAGGAAAUGAUUGUCCAAGGCAUUGCUGUUCCUCCGAAACCUAUACCUCCAGGCGAAGAAGAAUGCUGCAUGUCAGGCUGCGUCAACUGUGUCUAUAUAACCUACUCUGAAGAUUUGCAAGGAUAUAUUGAGGCCCUCGACGCGGCUCGUGAAGCCCUCGAAGCUGCACGUAUCCCCAGAACAGAGUGGCCCGACGAAAUAGCCAAGCAAGGGAGAGGGGAGGACAUUAAGGGUGAAGAGGUCCGGAAGACGGAAGACGCAAUGGACCCUUCAAUGAAUGCAUUCUUUGCGUUGGAAAACAAACUGAAGAAGAAACAAGCGCCAGAAAGUAAUGCGGCCUCGUAGGAGCGGUUUCUCUGCCAUUGAGAGGUAGAUUAUUACACACUUAGAUGGAGCAUCCUUGCAUGAGCAUCAUAUCAUAUCGCACAUCAUUGCAUUAUACAAAUAUUAAGCAUGCAUGUAAUGACAAAACCGAAA
Molecule: messenger RNA, 908 nt
Organism: Cryptococcus deneoformans JEC21
Lineage: Eukaryota; Fungi; Basidiomycota; Tremellomycetes; Tremellales; Cryptococcaceae
Exons: 3
Coding region: 54-776 (240 amino acids)
Cellular component (GO): mitochondrion
Source: RefSeq, a predicted model, not a curated record